CCCAGUAUGCCCUCAGACCAGGAUCCAUAUGCACAGUUACUAGCAGAGAACUAUGAAAGAACAGUUAUAGACAGUUCAUUUAUAUAAAAAAUUCGAUGACAUUUGACUGGUAAACAAUGUAAUCAAGAAGGGAGAGGGGAGGGGGGAGAGAGAUUAUCCAAUCAAGGAUUGUCAGAAACACAUGGCAAGCAACUUACAAUUUGUUUUUUUUGUUGAGGCGCACCAUGGCAGCUCGUUCAAGCUACAAUGAGGAGAGGAACCUCCUUCGCAUCCAAGAGCGGGAGCGGCGGAAUCAGGGAACCUUCCAGGAAAAGGAGUUCUACCAGGAGACCGUUCCCCUGUUCGGGGAACCCUAUAAGACGAACAAAGGAGAUGAGCUGUCCAGCCGUAUCCAGAGGAUGCUGGGUAGUUAUGAGGAUGUGAACAAUCCCAACACUCACCAGUGUUUGGACAGCAGCUUCUCUAAGGGGCCUCAAUCUCAUGUCACCACAAAGUAUGGGCGGCCAUCUCGCAGCCGAGACCGAGCGAAGCCUCCAUUCCAGAACCCUCCUCAGUACGGGGCAAGCCAGAACCAGAGUGGUGGUCCGCCCCAUGGUAGCCACUCUGGCCAGCCUCUGAAGAAGAUCCACGGUCCUUCCUCCUCCUAUACCCAGUCCUCCCUGAGUCUCAGCCAGGGCCAGGCCUGCCCAGACCCACACCAGAGAAAGAUUGAGCUCUGGCCAGACCUGAGGGAGUGUGCCAGUCUUCCUCCAGUCCUCUCCGCCCUGUCCCCCCCAGCCGAUCCCCUAUCCCCCCUACAUUCCAGUGACCCCAGCGACUCUGAACACCAGGACUCCCCCCUGCACCCUGAGAGGCACCCGGCCUCUCCCCUACACCCCGACUCACACUUCCCCAUGGUGUCCCCCCUGGAUGACCCCCAGAGAGACAUCCCGCCUCCGGCCAUCGAUGGGGCAACCCUACCCUCUCAGACCUUCCCUCCACCACUGGCCUCCAAACCCAACCUGGUUAUGCCCCAGAAGCCAACAGCCUACGUCCGGCCCAUGGACGGCCAAGACCAGGUGACCAGCGAGUCUCCGGACCUCAAGCCCUCUCCAGAAGACUUCCAUGGGCAGUCUUAUCAUGAACCCUUACCAGACUUGAAAAGCACCAAGCCCAGCCUUUCCAAACUGAAGAUACCAUCACAGUCUAUAGAGACGCUGUCACAUGAAGCUGACUGUGUGGAAGACAUUCUGAGGGAAAUGACCCACUCCUGGCCUCCUCUCCUGACUGCCAUCCAGACGCCCAGCACAGUUGAGCCCUCCAAGUUCUCCUUCCCAGUCAAGGAAGCACAGCAUGUCCCACCUGCGUCUCCAGGACAAAAACACUAUGGAUCACCUCCACUAGCCCCGCCCUCCAUCUGUCAACAGAGCUCAUGUACGGUUACAGCAGCACAUUCCAGUGGGGUGGAGUCAGCCAGCUCCAGUGACUCUGAGAGCAGCUCCGGGUCGGAGUCAGGCAGUGAGAGCAGUGAGAGUGGGACAGAGGCCCCCCCACAGCCCCUCAGGAGUAGUAGCCCACCUGUGACAAAGACGGAGGGCCCCGUGGUGACUAACUGGCAGUUGAACAACUGGAUCAGAGUGAGCCAGCAGAACCCCAGCACAGAGAGCCAGAGUGACGCUCUACUGAGCCCUCUACCCAAACAGCAGCAGAGCCAUGAGGAGGAGGCCAUUCCUCCCAGGGACUACAAAUCCCACACACCCCCACGUCGCUCAGAGUUCAGUGACGGCGAAGCCAAACCUCAACGCAGUGAAGAAGCUGCCCACAACCAGCAUGUCCAACACAAGUCCCCGGCCGCCUCGCACGUUGGGAACAGCAGCAGCCAGAGAAAGACAGUGGGGAACAAACACCCCUCCAGACCAGCCAAGGCUCCCCGACCUGAAGACCCUCAGGCUGGGUUACAGGUGGAGAGUGUGGAGGUGGUCCCCCGUGACAAAGACACCUCGUUCACAGACAAGCCAAAGGUCAAAACGAAAACCGGCCACAGCAAUAGCAAGAGCAGCGGAGCCAAAACAAACAGCAGGAAGCCUGCCAAGCGUGGCACCUCUGAGAAGAAGACCGAACAACCAGAGUCACAGGGUGGCCCCAAGGUGACUCUGGUGCUGGACUGUAAGCGGGAGAAGUCUCCUAGUCCCAGUCCUGCCCAGGAGGUAGACCAGCCAGCCCCAGCUGUGGUGAAGACCAUCGGUGUCAGGACGGAGACCCUCCCGGCCCCUCAGAAGGGCCAAAAGAAGCCCCGGCGCCACUCUCUAGACCCAGCACACAAGGCCAAACGGGAGUCCUCAGCCAAAGCUUCCAGGGUCUGCCAAGGUCCUCCACGAGCCCUGCUGGUAAAGAUAGAAUUGAGCCUGCUGUCCAGGGUUCCCUCCCAGGGCUCCAGGCCUUCUUCAGGGGGCCAGGAGCCAGCCAUCAGGAAGGGACCCAACACGGCCCCAGAGAGGGUGGACACCAACCCCGCUGCCCCCAUCCCUACCAAAGUCUGCAAGAAGAGACCGGCUGAGAAGGAUGUGAAAACCGUGCCAAGGAAGAAGCCAAAGCUGCAGAAAGAUCUUAAACCCUCCACUUCAGGUCCUGGUUCCCGCAAGUCUGAGACUGAGAGGAAGCGGUCUAAGGGGGCUCCUGUCCCUCUGCUGCAGCCCACCACCACUCAGGACCCUGGGAAAGGGCAGGGGGGCCACAAACGGCAUGCGGUGGAAGCCCCAGAGCCUAGCACAGCACCUGCAGCCCACCGCAGGGACAGGGAGGCCUCCACACCUGUCAAGCACAAGAAGAGCACUGGAAAACAACGCACAGAGCAUGCCAAGAAAGGCCUCAAGAGCAGUGUUGCCUUCUCCGUGCCUUCCCAGCCCACCGGGGCCGCCCUGUCCUCCAGACCCCUGCUCCAGUUCGAAGAGCGGCAGCAGCCAGUGGAGUAUCACAUGAAGGAAGCCAAAACACUCAAGCACAAGGCAGAUGCCACGCCGGAUAAGGUGGGCAAAGCUUUCAACUACCUAGAUGCUGCCAUGUCCUUCGUGGAGAGCGGCAUCGCUAUGGAAACCGAUCCCCAGACCCCGAAGUCGGCGUAUACGAUGUUCGCUGAAACCUUGGAUCUGAUCAAGUUCAUACUGAAACUAAAGGGCUCUGUGAACCCCUCGGCUCCUGCUACAGACAAGGACUUUACAGUUUUAUGCAUGAGGGGCCUGUCCCUUCUACAGAUGGCCAUGUUUCGCUACAAACGAGAAGCAGCACUUAAGUAUUCAAGGACCCUGACAGAUCAUUUCAAGAGUUCUAUAAAGUCUGCAACCCAGGCUCCUUCACCAUGUGUCUCAAAAAGCACAGGUACCCCAUCCCCCAUGUCUCCCAUGCCGUCUCCUGCCAGCACAGCCAGUUCUGGGCCGGGCUCCAACCACAGCAGCGGGGCGGGGUCAGGCACCGUCAGCACCGUGGCCAUUCCACAGGUCAUCCAGCAGGUGGCGUCUUCCUACGUCAACAUCACGGCACUCUUCCUGAGUGCUCACGACAUCUGGGAGCAGGCUGACGAGCUGGCCCACAAAGGCAGUGGUUUGCUGUCUGAGUUGGACUUGGCUCUGGGCCCGUUGAGCCUGACGUCCACCAUGAGCUCUUUGGUGCGUCACACACGGCAGGGACUGCAGUGGCUCCGACUGGACACCCGUGAGGCACAGUGACCGCUUCUCAGCCCUGCCCUGUCGACAAUGCCUAGCCCAGCCCUGGAUUGCCUAGCCCUGGCUUUCCCUGUCCGCGACAUCCUUCUUGGUUUUAUUUAUUGACGGGAUGAUGAAUGCAGGAUCCCAAGUCCCUCUACAAGUUGUUCACAUGGAUACCAAGUCACCUUUUUUCUCUCAACUACAUAUAUCUAUAUAUAUAUAUAUCACACACACACACACACACACACGGAUUACAUGCAUUUUCGGGUCCCUGUCCUCUGUUGAUCACAUUGAAGGGUUCAUCAACAAACAACUAUCACAUCCUCUGGAGCUCAGGGGGGGCUGAUGGAGGCGGAGCUGAAUAGGACUUCCUCCCUUUCUCAACAACGAUCCACACAGCCAGCUGACUGGCCCUGCCACCCCUCUGGGGGUCAGUAGGGGUGUCUCCCCGUGGCCUGCCCCACCCCUCUGGGGGUCAGUAGGGCUGUCUCACUGUGGCCUGCCCCACCCCUCUGGGGGUCAGUAGGGGUGUCUUCCCAUGGCCUGCUCAACCCCUCUGGGGGUCAGCAGGGCUGUCUCACUGUGGCCUGCCCCACCCCUCUGGGGGUCAGUAGGGGUGUCUCCCCGUGGCCUGCCCCACCCCUCUGGGGGUCAGUAGGGGUGUCUUCCCGUGGCCUGCUCAACCCCUCUGGGUCCUGUCUGUCUUGGAGGUCAGUGAGGCCAUGUCCCUGUGGGAUGGUUGUCUGAAGAUACCUGCUUUUUUUUGGUUGUGGUUCAGAGAGGCCUCUCACCUUUCUCCUGUGGUAAUGCAAAGCAGUAUUGACAAAAGCUUAUUUAUUAGCCUAAUUAUCAUGAUCUUUAUUAUUAUAUCACUUUAAAUAUAUUGUUUCAAUUAAGUUUUUUUUAUUUUUGAUUAAAAGCGUUGAUAUGGCCAAUUUUGUUUUACUUCACAACCAACUAAAAAGUCCUAUAGAAGUGAAGGGAUCUAUCCAUCCAAGACACGUCUAUAAUAAUACUGUUCGAAUUCGGCAGGAUAUAGUUAGUAUGUCUCUGCUGUACCAUAAAGUAUUAUAAAGUGACUAGAUGCAUUGUCCUGAAAUAUGGGACGUCAGUAUUCUUGAAUGGAGACAAAGAUAGUCCUUGAUGCUUUUUUUUUGUGAAGAUAUCUUUUUCUUUUUUUCUCCCCCAUUUUUCUCUUGGAAAGAGAUGGAUUCUACGUGUCAGGGGGGCGGGUCCACUAUGUUCAAUCAGUCAUAACAGAAAUAUGAUUUGAGUUGGAUUUUGUACUUGCUUUCCUUUUCUUUUUUUCUUUUUUGUCAACAACUGCUCAUCUAAGACAUUAUAGAUAAGAAAACCAAAUGGUCUGAUUUGACCAGUAACCCUGGUCCUUACUCUUCAGACAGGAAGCAGGAAGUAACUACCUCAUCUUCACUGCACAUGGGAAGCAGAGCAACGCUGUCUGAUGGAGGCAGAGAGAGAGAGAGAGAGAGAGAGAGAGAGAGAGAGGGACCUGUGGCCUAAUGUGAUGGUUGAGAGCGUUUUCUCUAGUUCUGUAAUCUAUCCAGCAUACAUGCUUUUUAACACUCAGGCUGAAGCUGCGCAUCAAACCAGUUUUUAUACAGACGUCGUUCAGUAGAAAUUAAAGUACCUUAGAUGUUGUUUUUUUUUUUUUAAGGACACUUGCCGUCUGUCUUCCCAAAUGGAAUACUUAUUGAAUAUAUCAUCAUCUUGUAUUGAUCAUUGACAAAGCAAGUCCCAUUUAACUGAAGUCAAAAGUGGAUUUAGUAUGUGGGUAGGAGUUUUGAAAAGCAGGAUACUCAUCCCUUUACGAACAGCCGUGACUGUUGGAAAUGAUUCACUGUAGGACUGGCAACCUGUGAGGGAGCGUUGACUGGCUGUUUAGUUUACAUCCUUUGCGUAGCUCUGGUGUCACAUCUUGUGCGUACAUACAAUAACGGCCCGUGUCAUUAGAAAAUAACACUUAUCAACACAUCUAAAUGAUUGCUGGGUUGUUGUUUUUCGUAUGAUAGUCGAAAAUACAGUUUUAUGUACCACACAGGUCAGCAGAAGUGACUGGGCAAAUGAUUGGCUAAAUCUUACAACUGGUCUUUGACCCUAUUGCCCAUUUUUAUCUCUUCAGUACCUAUUACCACCAUUUUUAGACCACACAACUCCCUAGAUGACAAGAUGUGCGUCCCAAAUUGCACCCUAUUCCCUAAUAUAUAGUGCACAUUUUUUUUUUUUUUACCAAGUAGUCUACUAUAUAGGGAACAGGGUCCAAUUUGGACAUAGACUGUCUUUUAGAGGAGUAUUAAUUUUUAUCAUGGACAUUUAUCUUCAUUGUGUGUGUUCAGCACCAUCUAUUCAUUGAGAUCAAAUAUUACCAGACCUAGACAAUGCCUUUCUGUAGAAUGAAUUGACAUAAUUUCCCUUUAAAGCGCCCUGUUCAAUUUCUGUAGAAUGAAUGACUUGGUAUUUGUUUUUCUGAUAAAAAAAAGAAAAAAAAGUAAGGGUUUGAUGGUAUUACAAUUACACACUUGUAUUUGAUUAAAUCAGUGGUUUAUUUAAUGUUUAACGGAUGUUAUUGAUGGCGAAAUACUGGCGAUCCUCAUGAUUUUGUAUCAGUCAAUCAAUAUUCUGAUAUUUUAAGCCUAUACAACCCUGCCUCUCUCUCUCUCUCUCUCUCUCUCUCUCUCUCUCUCUCUCUCUCUCAUUUCAGCAUUAACACAACAAUGCUUACAGCAAGAUAAAAACCAACGUGUGUCAUUUGCACUUGUUUCCGUGUAUUUUUCAGUUUCCUCCAGGGGUUGGAGUCCUCUUGCUUGGUGUAAAGGCUUUGGUUAAGAGCAAUAAAACAGGGUGGUGAAUGUAAAAUGAUACAUAGAACAUGAGUAAAAUACUGUUUUUGAUGAAAGAUUGGAGAUUGGUUUACAUCACCAUGCUUUGCUUAAAAUUGACUAAAUCUGUGCCGUUUAGGUUAAAUGAAUUGUUUUAUUGUUACUAUACUGUAAAAGAAAAAGAAAUUGGAGCUCACUGGAAAAGCUAUUUCUAUUGGAGUACAAAUAUAUAAGGGUUACACAUGAAACCACAAAAUAAAAAUGCGUUUGUAUUUAUUUUAUCACAAAUAUGAACCGUAUGAAUAGAGUAUACUGGUACCAUGGCUUUUUUUUUUUUUUAAAUAUAUAUAUUUAAAAAAUCCCCCUCCAAAGUAGGGUGCUUUGUAAGUAAUCAAUCAUACUUUGAGUUACCCAACUUGGAUGUCAAACUGCACAUGAAAUGGAAAUGUUGUCCUGUUUUGAGAUGACAUUCUACAUUUUGUACUGACUAAAACGUUGCUCUGGUUUCUAUGCCAUGUUACAUGUCCUUUUCAUAUUUUUGAAGCUUUAUUGUCAUGCUUCAUUUCAAUCUUUUUUCUUUUUUUUUGCGCUUCAGUUAUAGGUAUUUUGUGUGCAGAAUUAUAAUUAUUGUCCAUAAAUAUAUGAUAUCACGCUAAAAGGAACAACAUCACCUUGGUCAUUUACUGGGAAAAUGUGCAGAAAUCUUUUGUAAUUAAACUUUUUUGCCUUGUGGAAAUAUGUAAAUAGUUUGAGCUGCAAUGUACAGAGAUGUAUAAAGACUGAUUGACAAUGAAUUUUGGUUUUCUUUUGACUCAAGUUUUCCCAAAGAUGCUGUUUUGCAGACAUUUUGUAGCUUGGCUGCUGAAGAUGAAUUGUGGCUCAACAGUAUAUUCAGACCUCUGCACUGUAAAAUGUUUGAGGCAAUAAACUUUGGGGGACAAUG
This is a messenger RNA of Oncorhynchus kisutch (coho salmon), 7460 nucleotides long. Its product is annotated as AF4/FMR2 family member 1-like. The coding region runs from base 225 to 3701 and encodes 1158 amino acids. Lineage: Eukaryota; Metazoa; Chordata; Actinopteri; Salmoniformes; Salmonidae. Gene Ontology annotation, biological process: regulation of gene expression. The record is from RefSeq and is a predicted model, not a curated record. The transcript has 19 exons. Gene Ontology annotation, cellular component: nucleus; super elongation complex.